GCACGCACGCACACGCACGGAGAAAGGGGUAGUACCGCUUUAAGAUGCUCUGACGUCACCUUGAUGCAGGUUUCUGAGAUUUCUUCAUGGACCCUGACUCACUUCAUGUCUGAAUCAGCCGAGGGACUCGCUGCUUCUGUGGAUGGAAACGUGAAAAUUGGGAUUCAGGGAGAAAAGGAAGGGGGGGUGAAUUUAACAAACACACACUGCCGACAGAUCGCUCCAAACUCGGGAUUGAGAACAUUAAAGAACACACAGAAAUAACAGCAUCCUCUUUGCAGACAUCGCCAGCUCCGGGGAUAUAUGGCAAAGCAGUGUUUAUGAAUAACAUUAAUAACAGGCUACCAGAGAGAGCAUUGUGAUUUUGUGAUUGAGUAUUUUUUCCUAAUUUGCGAAUCAAAGAAAGGGACACGGGCGGACGAGGAGGACGGAGAGCAAGGAGUCGUGGAUUUAUUUUUUAAAUAUAUAUAUACAUCAUGCACCUCAAUAUAUAUACAAAGAUUUCUGCAAAGAUGGCUAUUUUUUCGUUUGUUUAAUAUUGAGAAGACCGACAGAUGUUGUGGAAUGCGUUUGCAAUGUAGAUGAGGCGCUCGGAAAUGAUAUAAAAAAACACAUUUUGGUUAUUUUUUACCGUUUGUAUAUAUUUUAUUAUUUAAAAAAAAUGCACGUCUCUAGUGAUCUGGGAGAAAGCAGAGGAGUGUGAGUUUCACAGGGGAUCCGAAGCUAUUUUCCUUUUCCGUUUUUUUUUUUUUUUAUAGAAUAAAAAUGCGUUGAUGCAUUGAGAGAAUCUUGUCGGCGCUGAACAGAAGCCGAACGAGUCUGUAAUUCCAAAUUCAAGAGCAGGGAGGCAGAUAUUGCAAAGAGGAUUCUAUCCGCCGCUCCAGAGCCCAGAGCCGAGCCGAGUGAGGUCUCUGGAGGAUGGAGUGAGCCCCCCUCCCAGCACUCUCAUGAGGGAAGCUUGGGAAGAUGGAACGUAACAGAGAGGAGAAAACAGACAGGCACUGUUCCCUACUAGCGACUGGGCUGCAGGCAAAAAAACAAGAAGCAGGAUUCUAAAAAACAAACAAACACCCAAACACAAUCACCAUCAACCACAUGAAAAAGAGUUUAUUCUUCAAAGGAAGAAGGAAUACAAUAUAUUUAUACCUGUACGGCCGCAUUCAGUGACUUCCUUUCUCAAUUCAAAAUGUUUUACUUCCUCGUUCCGGAAUGGUUCUCCCAAUGCGGGGUCCCAGCAUUCUCCCCUAAAAGGAGGGCGGACACUUGUAUCCUGUGGGUCCUGGGCUUGGCCCUGCCGCUAGCCCUGACCUCGUGCCAAAAAACCGACGGAGCCAGCAGCAAAUACCCACUGGUGACCACCAACUACGGCAAACUUCGCGGAGUGAAGAAAGAUCUCAACAAUGAGAUCCUGGGACCCGUGGAGCAGUAUUUGGGGGUACCCUACGCUACCCCCCCAGUCGGAGAGCGGAGGUUUCAGCCCCCGGAAGCCCCAGGUUCCUGGCCUGAAAUCCGGAACGCCACUCAGUUUGCACCAGUUUGCCCGCAGAAUAUUCACGGGGUGCUGCCGGAGAUCAUGCUCCCGGUGUGGUUUACAGAUAACCUGGAAAUCGUGGCAGGAUACGUGCAGAACCAGAGUGAGGAUUGUCUCUACCUUAAUAUUUACGUACCAACUGAAGACGGUCCACUCACAAAAAAACACGACGAAUCCACGAUCAACAGUCCACGUGAUGAAGAUAUCCGCGACCGACGGAAGAAGCCCGUCAUGCUUUUCAUUCAUGGUGGCUCGUACAUGGAGGGCACCGGGAACAUGUUUGAUGCCAGCGUGUUGGCAGCAUACGGCAAUGUGAUUGUGGUGACAAUGAACUACCGGCUGGGCGUGCUGGGAUUCCUGAGCACAGGGGAUCAGUCUGCCAAAGGGAACUAUGGGCUGCUGGAUCAGAUCCAAGCGCUGCGAUGGCUCAACGAGAAUAUCGGACACUUCGGAGGAGAUCCCGAGAGGAUAACUAUCUUUGGAUCGGGCGCGGGGGCUUCGUGUGUCAACCUGCUCAUUCUGUCCCACCACUCCGAAGGGCUGUUCCAGCGUGCAGUGGCUCAGAGUGGUUCUGCGAUCUCUAGCUGGUCAGUGAAUUACCAGCCCCUGAAGUUCACACGGAUCCUGUCCCGCAAGGUGGGCUGCAGCCUUGGGGAGACGGGGGAGCUGGUGGAGUGUCUGCGCAGGAAAUCCUACAGAGAGCUGGUGGAUCAGGAUAUCCAGCCGGCCCGCUAUCACAUCGCAUUCGGACCUGUCGUCGACGGAGACGUGGUGCCAGACGACCCGGAGAUCCUCAUGCGGCAGGGGGAGUUUCUGAACUAUGACAUCCUGAUCGGAGUGAAUCAGGGGGAGGGCUUGAAGUUUGUUGACGACGGCGGGACGGAGAGCGAUGACGGGAUCUCGGCGGCUGCAUUUGAUUACACCAUCUCCAACUUCGUGGACAAUCUGUACGGGUACCCUGAGGGCAAAGACAUCCUUCGCGAGACCAUCAAGUUCAUGUACACGGACUGGGCCGACCGCGACAACGGCGAGAUGAGGCGCAAGACGCUGCUCGCGCUGUUCACCGAUCACCAGUGGGUGGCGCCGGCGAUUGCCACGGCGAAACUGCACGCGGAAUUCCAGUCGCCAGUGUACUUCUACACCUUCUACCAUCACUGCCAGACCGAGGCGCGGCCGGAGUGGGCUGACGCCGCUCACGGAGACGAGAUCCCGUACGUGUUUGGAAUCCCCAUGAUCGGAGCCACGGACCUGUUCCCCUGCAACUUCUCCAAGAACGACAUCAUGCUGAGCGCCGUGGUGAUGACCUACUGGACCAACUUCGCCAAGACCGGUGACCCCAAUCUCCCUGUCCCUCAAGACACUAAGUUCAUCCACACCAAACCCAACCGCUUUGAAGAGGUCAUCUGGACCAAAUUCAACUCGAAAGACAAGCAGUACCUUCACAUUGGCCUCAAACCCAGAGUGCGGGACAAUUACCGUGCAAACAAGGUGGCCUUCUGGCUCGAGCUGGUGCCACAUCUCCACAACCUUCAUGAUGACAGCUACACCUCCACCACCACCACCCGUCUGCCCCCUGGCACCCCCCGGACUCCUUGGAAGGGGCAUCGCCCGGCCACCACCAAACAUCCGUAUGCCACCCUGCCGCCGGACGACGACGACAUUCCUGAGAGACCCAGAUUUCCCCCUUUCCCAGGAGACACUCGGGACUACUCCACCGAGCUCAGUGUCACGGUUGCAAUUGGCGCUUCUCUCCUAUUCCUCAACAUCCUGGCCUUUGCAGCACUCUACUACAAGCGCGACAAGCGCCACGAGCUAAGGAGGCGUCUUAGUCCUCAAAGGAACCCAGCCAACGAUCUGGCACACAGUCAAGAAGAAGAGAUCAUGUCGUUGCAGAUCAAGCAUUCGGAUCACGAGUCUCAUGAUAUGGAGCCUCUGAGACCUCAUGAGAUACUGCGCCCUGCCUGCCCUCCUGAUUAUACCUUAGCUCUGCGCCGUGCUCCUGAUGAUGUUCCCUUAAUGACGCCAAAUACCAUUACCAUGAUCCCCAGCACUAUAACGGGCAUGCAGCCUCUGCAUGCUUUCAACACCUACCCCAGCACAGGGCACAAUAACACUUUGCCACAUCCCCACUCCACAACCAGGGUAUAGCCACAUGCUUUCAGCAGGACUAAACUUGUUUCUUUCUUUUUCUUUUUCUGUGCUGCUUGGAGAUACUACGGAGUAGUCUGUUGUUUUGAAAACCCGUCAUGGAUGUUUUCUUUUCUUUCUUUCUUUCUUUCUUUCUUUCUUUCUUUCUUUCUUUCUUUCUGGCUUUCUUUCAAAUCUAAUUCAUAUUUGAAGAAGAGGAUGUCUAGUGGGCCCUAGUAUGUGCAUGUUUGCCAAAAUAAGAUUUCAAAAAAGGAAAAAAAUUUCUUGACUUGAAAUCUCCUUCCUUCUUUAUUUCAGCCCUCUGCCUCUCUGCUUCUUUUUUUCUGUCUCUCCCCUCUUUUCAGUUCUUCUUCCCCCUGCUUUUCUCAUCACAUUUUCCCACCAUAUCUGGACUCUUUCUCCCUUCUCCUUCUCUUCUUCCUCCCUCUGUCCUCUCUUCCCUUUUUUCUCUUUUCUCCCACCACAUUCUCCCUCUCACUUCCUCCUUAUACCCUUUUCUGUCUCCAUCUCUCCCUCCAUCUUUUUCUCUGUUCUUCUCCCUCAUACAUAUCUGUCUCUCUCCAUACCAAUCUCUCUUUCUCCUUCCCCCUCCCCUCUCUCUCUCUUCCCCCUUUCUCACCUCUCCUCCCUCUGCACCAUUUGAAGAAAUUUCAAGAGUUGGAAUUCCUGAAGGUUUGGGAUUUGGGGACAAUUCUAACCUUUUAUUCUACCAGCAUUCUUUGUGCCAAGAGUUUUGAAUCCGGACUCCAUUUUUAUGGGGGAACAAAACAAUGAAAAAUAAAAUAGAACGCUAUAUAAAAAUAUAUAAAGUGCCAAACGACUUUUCCUGAAAUAAAAUACAAAAUAAAUUUGUUUGCUCUGCGGAAUCUAUGCAUGGAAAUUCUGAAAAGAGACAAAACAAGAAGUCAGGAUUCGGGGUUGAAACUUCUGUAGAUAUUGACUUAAAAGAAACAGUCCCCUUGGAGUGUCGUUCCAGCAUUCGCACAACCUGAAGAAAACAUUCUCCUCUGUCUUCAGCUGAAAUGUUUUCAUGUCACACUCCACAGAAACUUUCUUAUACAGUCAGACAGACAACUGGAUACAAAACACUUUCUAAUUCUUGAUAUCCCUGCAAAAGAACUAAAUUAUUUUAACAUUUCUGUAAACUUACGGACUACCUUACGCAAGAGAUUUUUAUAUAGGAAAAUCAAUUGUACCCACAGAGAGGUUCAGGCUGGUUCAUACUGGUCAGACACAAUGGAAACAGGUGCCGAUAUCCUGUUUUGAAUUGUACCUGACCUGAGCAACAUUUUGUACACACCCCUGGAUUGUGUGUGCCACUAAAAGCGAGUUUGUAUUUGCAAGCACUUGACGUUAGGUUCUGUUAUUAUUCCAGUUGGGUUCUUCUUUUUAUUACAGACUGCUGAUUGGAAACUCGAAGGCAGUGACUCAUAGACCAAUACUAAAGCACACAGCGCCAACAUCUUUAAGUCUAUAAAACCCAGAGGAUGUGAGGGUCAUUCUGUAUGGGAGGGAGGUCCUUCCAUGCUGUGGAGUUUUACUCUGAAGGACUCCCUUCUGGAAAUGACUUGUGGGGCUGGUGCCACCUUUAAUUUGUAACUUAGUUUAUUUUACUACUCGGUACUUCAGUAUUGUUUUUAAUCAAAGCGUUAAUAAAACUUGAGGAAAAGAAGUUUCAGGUUAACUGAGAAUAAAAGAACGAAAGAUGCAACGAAAUGACAAAAUACUUUAGAACUAGAAAGAACUAGAAAAUAGUGCUAGAACUAGAAAAGUAAAGACAAACGAGCAAAUAAACGAGAGAAACAAAGGAACGAUUGAAGGAAAGAAAAACGAGAAGGAAGAGAAGGAAAGAAUGAAAGAGCAAACACAAAAGAAUGGAAGAAGUUAAUAGAAGGAAGGAAAGAAAUAGAAAAGAACAUGCCAGUUAUAAAAGGGUUCAUUUUUCAUAAAUACUGAUUGCAGAAUAGUUUUCUCCCCUGCUGAGUGUGUUAAUAGGAGACACAUGCAGUUUUAUGUGUGGAUUACACUUGCCAAGGAGGCAGAUGAGCAGAGACACUGACCUCACUCCCAGCAGCCCGGGCGAGGGUAUGAGCAGGUAGUUUGUGUCAAAUCUCUUCCUAAUUCUUCCAGGUGUACAAAACUAAAACAGAAAGCUACAGGAAAUGGAUGCUUGUACCUGUGUGACAAAACAAGACGGCUGCCAAAUAAGGCGCAAAUAAAUGAAUAAUGUACAGACUUUUAAAAAACGUGGUUUUGGGUUUAAACCACAAAAAAACAUGUUGUUCUUUUGAUCAGUAAGAAAGAAAGCAUCCAUCUGAAUGAAAAGCUGAAUAAAAACAUACACCGAAUAAAAUGACAAAAACUCAGAUAUGUUUUUUGUAUGCUUACAGAAUCUUUUCAUUAUUAUUUACCAUUGCUACUGACGGAGAAGAGGACAAUACUACUGUACAUUUUUUUUAAGUAUAAGAAAAAUCAUUUGUAAAUAGUAAGUUACCUGUUGGUUUGUUUUCUUUGACUGAAUGAUCAAAAUAAUUCAUUUUAUGAUGAUAAUGAUGAUGACAAUGCCACUGGGUGCAAUUCUUUGAGUGUCCAGUUAUCAAAAGAGGAGCAUUUCUAAAUUUAAAAUGUGUAUUUCAUAUGAAAAGGACGGUUUAGAUAACAUGGCCAAUGUCUUUUAUUUUAUUUUCUAUAUAAAAUUUCCAGGGAAUUUAUCAGUAUUAAAAAAAAAUAAUAAUAAUAAUUGCCGGGGGGGUGUUUGAGGGUUGAAAAUCUAUGAAAAUUAAUGAAUUUCCCAGUUUUCCAAGUACAUAUCAGGGUUUUAAACUCAAGGUCGGAAAACCCCUGCUUCUGUGUGAAUGAAACCGUGUAAAGCAGGUGAAGUUAACCUGUACCAGUGCUGAAGUGUGUUAAACAGACAGCCCCAUGUUACACGAAAACUCGUUUUUAGUACCUUAAGUUUAUCUACGCAAUGUAUUUUCUUGGUAAAAUCAGUAUUUUCACACUCUUGAUAAUAUUGAUAAGUACCCACCUGUAACUUUUGUAAAACCCAGAAAUGUUUCUGUAAAAUUGAGAAUAAAGAUCCUUGAUUAUAUCGUGUAAAUGCAGUCGGAUCCUAGAUACAUAUCAUAAAACUAAAAGAACGACAUGUAAAAAGGACAAAUUCAUAACAAUUAAAAUAGUUGAUAGUCAAAUGUUACUUCUGUUUCAAAUAAAAGUAAUCAAAUGACUAGUAAUUCUAAUAUUUUACUAUGUACUUUUUUUUUAGUGUAGAUUCAAUAUCUACAGAUUCAGUAUCCAUAGUGUUACUGUACGGUAAUACAUCUCUUUAAAACCACCUCCGGAAAAAGACCACCUCUCGAUUAAGACCGCCCCUGGAUUCAGUAUUAAGAAACAGAAACUCGUCGGAAUCUGUCAGGCUGGGUCCCGUCACCCAGGCUUAUGCCCUCUCACCCCUCAAAAGAGGGUGGCUCCCACUGGACAUAAGGAAUCACCCUGGGCCCCAGUGUUGCAAUAUAGCACUUCAUCUAAGACAUGUUAUGACUGUAUUUCUAAUCUUUCUCUGUUGCCUCAUUCGUUGAAUGUCCCAGUCACGAUUCUCAAAGUCCUUUACGUCAAACUGUAAAUUCUAAAACAUAAAGGCUACUGGCAGCACAAGUAUAGGGCAACUACAUUGGGAUAAGGCUGCCAUUGGCAGAAUGGGACCACAGUAUGCUAACUAUAACCCAUUUACACCCCAAUAUCUUUAGCAAUGGAAAUGGUUCUUUAUUACAGUGACUCGCAGUGGUAGCACAAGGGCAGCUACAAUGGGAUGCUAUUGGUAAAAUGGGACCACAGUGGUGAGAUCAUAUUUUAACAUUGUAAUGGUGUCAGUGUUGAUUGUAUGAAUCAAUCCACAGUGCUGGUAAUCCAGUGCAGUCCAGUACGUACAGGACCAGACAGACAGACAGAAAGUGUGCUAGCGUAUCAAGACCACUGUCUGUCUGUCUGUCUGUACAAUGUCAUAUUUUGAUUCCCACUUUAGAACUCUAGAGGUAUGUUAAUGAUCUCUUUUAUUUUUAAUGGUGGAAUUUGAACAUGAAAGUUAAAAAGCGAUUUCUCCUCACAUGCUGGAUUGGGCACCAGAGACUUGCACCCAUGCUUUUUUUUCCUUUAUUUAAUUCAGCACUGAGAUUUGUGGAGCCGGUGGAAUUGUGUUAUUCCUGGAGUUUCCCUGCUGCUGAUAUGAUGAUAAUGAUGAUGUUUGUUUAAUUUAGAGGUUAUUAUUACACACUGUACUCUGUCAUUCAGGUGUGGGCAGCAUUAAAAACAUUCAUAGCGAA
Molecule: messenger RNA, 7998 nt
Organism: Acipenser ruthenus (sterlet)
Lineage: Eukaryota; Metazoa; Chordata; Actinopteri; Acipenseriformes; Acipenseridae
Product: neuroligin-2
Exons: 9
Coding region: 1187-3679 (830 amino acids)
Biological process (GO): synaptic vesicle endocytosis; chemical synaptic transmission; presynaptic membrane assembly
Cellular component (GO): postsynaptic specialization membrane; cell surface; synapse
Molecular function (GO): neurexin family protein binding; signaling receptor activity
Source: RefSeq, a predicted model, not a curated record